AUGACGGUCGAAAAUCCCACAGAUAUCAUUCACACGGUCAACCUCGUCACACAGGUGCUAUGUAUGCCGAUAACAUCCGCGUUUUUGGCGUUACGAUGGUAUACCCGAUUCCGAUUCAAGCAGAGUAUUGGAGUUGAAGAUUAUGCGUGCACCGUGGCUUGGGGCUUGUUCAUGGGAUACUGCGGAAUCAGUAUCGUCGUCGGAAAAUAUGGUGGCGGUUACAACAUCGACGACGUCUCAGAUGCCAACCAGAUCCAGUUUAAAAAGUUCUGUUACAUCGCCACUAUCCUUUACUGCCCAAUGGCACUCUUCGUCAAAGUCGCUCUCCUUUCCAUCCUCACUCGCAUCUUCAAGCCCUACCGUGGUAAGGUGUAUUUCAUCUACGGCUUCCUCGCCUGCCUUGUCACAUACUAUACCGUCGCCUUGAUCAUCAAGAUCCGCAUGUGCGGUCCAAUCCCGAGGUACUGGCUCGGGGACGAAGUGGAAGGAUCUUGUCUCGACCAGACUGCCGCUCUGAUUGCCGACUCGGUGAUUAGUGUGGUCAGUGAUAUCAUCAUUCUCAUUCUCCCAUUGCCGUUGACUUGGUCUUUGCAAAUGUCACGAAACAGGAAGCUCCGUGUCAUCGGUAUUCUCAGUGCCGGUGGCUUGGCUACUGCGUUCAGUCUGUACCGGUUGGUGCUGGUGCUGAAAGAUGGUAACUCUAAAAACCAGACUAUUGUGUUCAUGGAUGUUAUUCUGUCCGGUAACGCCGAGGGUGGUAUGGGGUUGAUUUGCGCUUGUCUUCCGGUCCUCAAUGUCCUCAUUGUCUAUUACCGGAAGAACUACUCUUCUCAAAAGUACUAUAACCAGAGCUCCGAGCUCCAGCUUGCCGACCGGACAAAUAAUACCAAUCCCAAGGCCGGGUGGGAGAAGGCACCCAACUUUGGCGAUCAGAGCCAUCUUAUUUCUUAUGCUGGCGGUCUCGAGGCGAAUGAGUCUGGUGUAUUCGAUGGAAUCCGAAAGACCGUCGCCGUGGAGCAGACUGUCGAGAGUGCCAGUGCUGAUAGCGGCAGCCGAUAGUGCUGGCCAAUAACGUUGAUGAAUGUAUUAUAUAAUUCCCUUCACAUUAACUGCAGUCUAUUCAUAGAACAAUUUC
Penicillium pulvis is the source of this 1135-nucleotide messenger RNA. RefSeq lists its product as uncharacterized. NCBI's taxonomy places the organism in Eukaryota, Fungi, Ascomycota, Eurotiomycetes, Eurotiales, Aspergillaceae. The record is from RefSeq and is a predicted model, not a curated record. The coding region runs from base 1 to 1059 and encodes 352 amino acids. The transcript has 5 exons.